Messenger RNA from Eucalyptus grandis, 3130 nucleotides. Its product is annotated as cysteine-rich receptor-like protein kinase 15. NCBI's taxonomy places the organism in Eukaryota, Viridiplantae, Streptophyta, Magnoliopsida, Myrtales, Myrtaceae. The transcript is spliced from 7 exons. The record is from RefSeq and is a predicted model, not a curated record. Bases 713 to 2728 code for a protein of 671 amino acids. Gene Ontology annotation, biological process: protein phosphorylation. Gene Ontology annotation, molecular function: protein kinase activity; ATP binding.
AGGAAAAAUAAGGAUUAAAUGAGAGGUUAAGACCUAACUUAAAAGCUUAAUUAAAAUUUAGGUGGCAACAGCUAUGUCCUAAUAAUUUACGUACGCUACUUGACUACUUUGAAUUCCUAAAUGUAUUCUUUAUUUUUUUCAUACCCCACUACUUGUGUUUUCUUUUGAGUCUUCUCAUGUGGCAAUUUUCUAAUCCUAACUAACCACCAGUCUAGCGUCAAUCCCAGGCACACGUUUUGGAACCCAUCUCUCUAAUUUCUCUAAUUCCUGUGGUUGCUACUUUUUACGCCUAUAGACCCAUUUCAUUGGUCAGAGUCAAAGUUGGUCCACCAAUAGGAUGCUUCGACGCAUUUCCAUACCAUUCCUACUCAAGACCAGAACGGAAGUCUUGGUCUUCUAUCAGCCUUCAUUGUAAAAUACUUGCAUUGACCCGAUUUGCAUUGGACCGAGUUCAUGAGCGGCCUACUUAUGAAUACGUUGUACUUUGUGGGGAGGGCAUCAGAUCUUGAUUGUGCGCCUAAUCCCAACGCAAAUCUGUUUCUUAACCACUGCCUUGUGGGGAGGGUUUGUGCCAUUGCCUACAGAUGCCAGUCUCAAAUACCAAACAAACCAUGAAGCGUGAAGGUUGUGCUUUCUUCCGGGAUCCUGCUGAUGGCUUGAAUCAAUGACUCUGUAGAGAGGUGAUAACUCAGAAUUGGAGUACACUUGAGAAAUGAUCACCUUGUUUCGUUCUCGGGUGGUCUCGAGCACCGUCCUACUGCUUUUUUUUAAUUGUCUUCUUCAUGGAUUUCGCAACCUGGUUCUGGCUGAUAUCCCGGAAAAGCUCUGCCCCGACAACAGUUCAAAUGCCACGAACAGUGCAUAUCAGGACAACCUCAUUGAGCUCACUUCUUCUAUGCGAAAGAAAGCUUCUUCCUCCAAGUUUUUCCAGGACUCGUCUGGGAACUACCCAAGUAAAGUUUAUGGUCAAUACAUGUGCCUGAACUAUGUCUCCAAUUCAACAUGCCAAACUUGCAUAGCCAAGGGAUCGGAAGACAUCCAGAAGCUUUGUCCAAACAAGAUGGAAGCAGCUGUUUGGGAGGAAGAUUGCCAGUUGCGCAUAUCCAGCCAAGAAUUUUUUGGCUGUCUGACUGAAGGAAACAAGCAUCAAUUCAAUCCGAAAAAUACAUCCGACCCUGUCAAGUUCGGGUUGGUGGUGACUGAAACUUUAAGCUUUCUUGCCCAGAAAGCAGCUCUUGAGUCUCCAGCGACUCACUAUGCUACCAAGGAAAAGGAUUUUGAAUUGGACUCGAAUGAGACUUUACAUGCUCUUGUUCAGUGCACUGCGGACUUAACAGCACAUGAUUGUCACAAGUGCCUCCAAGAAGCAAUAAGUUAUGUGAGGGAUUGCUGCAAUUUUUCGAUCGGAGCAAGAGUUCUAAGUCAAAGUUGCUACUUGAGAUAUGAGUUAUAUGAUUUUUAUGAACCAUCCGAGCCUGUGAAGAAGUCUGCAGGGAAAAGUCGUGGAUCAAAGCUUUCACAAUUUCAUCGCUCUGCUUGGUGGCAAUCAGUUUGUGUUCUUGGAUUUUCUUCAUCAUCAUCAAAAGUAACAAUCUUUAUCCUAAUGGUGAUUUGGAAGAAAGACCUUGCAGGUAGACAAGGUCGACCUCUGCUUACCAGUGAUUCUGCUCAUGGUAUUCUUCCAUUCCAACACACCCCAGUAAACACUCUUACUAAAGUUCAAGAUCAUCCGUACUUUGAUAUGAGAUGCAUACUCGCAGCUACCAACAACUUCUCAGAUACACUAAAACUAGGACAAGGUGGAUUUGGUCCAGUUUACAAGGGCAUUUUAUGGGAUGGGAGAGAAGUUGCGGUGAAGAGGCUAGAAAGCUGGUCAGAGAAGGGUUCCGAAGAAUUCAGAAACGAAGUCCUACUAAUAAUGAAACUUCAACAUAAGAAUCUUGUCAAGCUUCUGGGAUUUUGUGCAGAACGAGAGGAGAAGUUGCUUGUCUAUGAGUAUAUGCCAAAUAGAAGUCUUGAUGUCUUUCUCUUUGAUGCACAGAGAAGGAUCGAGCUGAGUUGGAGCAGACGUCUGAACAUGAUCAUUGGCAUCGCUCGAGGGGUGCUAUAUCUUCAUGAGGAUUCUCGUCAAAGAAUCAUCCACAGAGACCUCAAAGCAAGCAAUGUGUUAUUGGAUUGCAACAUGAACCCAAAAAUCUCAGACUUUGGACUGGCAAGGAUCUUUGCAGGAACAGAAAAUGAAGCAAAUACUGCUACAUUAGUUGGAACCUAUGGUUACAUGGCGCCAGAGUAUGCAAUGGAGGGGUUAUAUUCCAUAAAAUCAGAUGUCUACAGCUUUGGAGUUCUCUUGCUUGAAAUAAUAACAGGGGAGAGAAAUGCCGGCUUUUGGCAGUCAAGACAUGCCUCGAGUCUCCUAGCCUAUGCUUGGCAACUAUGGAAUGAAGGAAGAGCAAUGGAGUUGAUGGAUCCAUUGCUGCACAAUGAGUGUUGUCCAGCAGAAUUCCUGAAAUGUGUCCAAGUCGGACUUUUGUGUGUUCAAGAAGACGCGUUUGACAGGCCAACCAUGUCGGCUGUCAAUGUGAUGCUCAAAAGGGAUGCUGUAAUUCUCCGUCAACCUUUCAAACCCGCCUUCUCGGUCGGCAGAUUCACUCAUCAUUCCAAUGGACAUGUUGAAGACGAUAAUUGUUCCGUUAAUAGCUUGACAGUUUCUGCUGUGGCACCUCGGUGAGAAAAGUCUACCCUAGGAGAUAAGCACGGUUCUUUGCCCAAGUAUACUGCUUGGACAUGGUAACGUCUACACUAGUUACUCAUUAAAGAACCGGUUCUUAACCAUAAGCUGUUUAAUCAUGUGAUGUUGUCUAUCUUGGCUUGGAAGACUUCACGUUGAGGACCUUAUCAUUCUCCAACCUUCCUCGUUGAUUUUUGCGGCUCUUGAGCUGGAAAUUAAAGCUCCUUAUGUGAAUCCAUGUUCUCCUAGCGUAAGACGGAAAAAGAAAAGAGAGUUAGUCUAUGCCCUAGAUAAGGUUAUCUCAUUGUAAUAUAAGUUCUCACUGAACUAUGUCCAAUCUUUGUGAGGUUUAUCUAUCCUCUCUAUUUGUAGAGUCAAUAUCAUCAUUAGGAUUUUUAGUCA